Dicentrarchus labrax (European seabass) is the source of this 4114-nucleotide messenger RNA. RefSeq names its product potassium voltage-gated channel subfamily B member 2b (gene kcnb2b). Gene Ontology annotation, biological process: protein homooligomerization; potassium ion transmembrane transport. The record is from RefSeq and is a predicted model, not a curated record. NCBI's taxonomy places the organism in Eukaryota, Metazoa, Chordata, Actinopteri, Moronidae. The transcript has 3 exons. Gene Ontology annotation, cellular component: membrane; voltage-gated potassium channel complex. Gene Ontology annotation, molecular function: delayed rectifier potassium channel activity; protein binding. The coding region runs from base 575 to 3151 and encodes 858 amino acids.
GUGGUGUAGCCCGUGCGCACUCCUCCACUCCUCCUUAUGUAGUAUACAGCGGGACACUCCGCAGUUGGCUUAUCCCGUUCCUUCCCGUUGCCUUUUACGCGCACGACGUCUGCAGCACAGUGAUUCAGUGAGUCCGUCCUCUCUGCACGCCACAAGCUUUUUGGAUGAAGGCAGGACUCUUUCCCUUGUGUUCCGAUGGCGAAACGGGACUGGUUCUGUCCCGGUGAUCGUUUGUAGAGGAAGAUAUUCAAGCUUUUUUUUUCUUCCACCCUCCUUUCUCUUCUCGACUCAUUUUUAACAAUAUGUGGGACGCGCGUUCUCUGCGCGGCGUCCGCGGAGUGCUCUCUUCGGUCGCGGCCGCUUGACUGAAGGGGGAUCCCGGCUCCCUUUUCAUCCUCUACUCCCUUAGGAACAAGAGAGAGUUUGCAUGCAAAAGGUGGUUUAUCUCGGCAAGCCAUGGAGGGACUUCCCUAAAGAGGAGCCAACAUAAUAAAACAUUUUUAGACUUUUUUUUCUAUUUUCCUUUUUUGUGUCAUCGUAACAUCUACCCCAGUAAGUCUCCUUUUCCAUCACCAUGGCUGAGAAGCUUGGACCAGCAGGGGUCAAGCCCACCAACAUCCAAACCACUCCCUCCCUGCCCCCGGAGCCCAUGGACAUCAUCCGCACCAAAGCCCGCUCCCGCAGAGUCCGCCUUAACGUUGGGGGUCUGAACCACGAGGUCUUGUGGCGGACCCUAGACCGGCUACCCAGGACCAGGCUCGGCAAGCUACGGGACUGCAACACCCAUGAGUCCCUGAUGGAAGUCUGUGACGACUACAGCCUGAACGAAAAUGAGUACUUCUUCGACCGGCACCCGGGGGCCUUCACCUCCAUUCUGAACUUUUACCGCACGGGCAAGUUACACAUGAUGGAGGAAAUGUGUGCCCUUUCGUUUGGCCAGGAGUUAGACUACUGGGGGAUCGAUGAGAUCUACCUGGAGUCCUGCUGCCAGGCCCGGUACCACCAGAAAAAAGAGCAGAUGAAUGAGGAGUUGCGCAGGGAGGCAGAGACAAUGAGGGAGAGGGAGGGAGAGGGAGAGUUUGAUAACACCUGCUGCCCAGACAAGAGGAAGAAGCUGUGGGAUCUCCUGGAGAAGCCCAGCUCCUCGGUGGCUGCCAAGAUUCUAGCCAUCAUCUCGAUCCUGUUCAUCGUCCUCUCCACCAUCGCUCUGUCUCUCAACACCUUACCAGAGCUCCAGAUCAUAGAUGAAUUCGGCCAGGCCAACGACAACCCCCAGUUGGCCCACGUGGAGGCCGUGUGUAUUGCCUGGUUCACCAUGGAGUACCUCCUUCGCUUCCUCUCCUCUCCUAAUAAAUGGAAGUUCUUCAAAGGCCCGCUGAAUGUCAUUGACUUGCUAGCCAUUCUGCCCUACUAUGUCACCAUCUUCCUGACUGAGUCCAACAAGAGCGUACUGCAGUUCCAAAAUGUACGCCGUGUGGUGCAGAUAUUCAGGAUCAUGAGAAUAUUGAGGAUCCUGAAGUUGGCCAGGCACUCCACAGGGCUCCAGUCUCUAGGGUUUACUUUGAGAAGGAGCUACAAUGAACUGGGCCUGCUUAUUUUAUUUCUUGCCAUGGGCAUCAUGAUAUUUUCCAGCUUGGUCUUCUUUGCUGAGAAAGAUGAAGAUGCCACAAAAUUCACCAGCAUCCCCGCUUCAUUCUGGUGGGCAACCAUUACAAUGACUACAGUGGGCUAUGGUGACAUUUACCCACAGACAUUACUUGGAAAAAUUGUGGGUGGGCUCUGCUGCAUUGCAGGAGUGCUGGUCAUUGCCCUACCCAUCCCCAUUAUUGUCAACAACUUCUCUGAGUUCUACAAGGAGCAAAAGAGGCAGGAGAAGGCCAUCAAGAGGAGAGAGGCACUAGAGAGAGCCAAGAGAAAUGGCAGCAUUGUGUCAAUGAACCUAAAAGAUGCCUUUGCCCGCAGUAUGGAGCUGAUGGAUGUGGUGGUAGAGAAAGGAGAGGACAAAACCUCCCUGGACAACCACCUGUCUCCUAGCCGCUGGGGUGGCUCAACCAGGCACGCCAGCUCAGAGACUAACCUGAAAUCCCCAGAAAAGAGAAACCCAGACUCUCUGCUGCAAAGUUCCCCUCAUCGUAUAACCAUCACCACCACUGGAAGUCCCCAGAGGACAAACAGGACCCCACAGCACCUUAAUGUGCAGAAACUGGAGGAGAUGUACAACCAGAUGACCAAGUCACAGUCCUUCACUAACCUCAACACUACAAGCUCCAUGAGCACUCUGAGCACAACCAUGACUGGCCCUGUCUCACCUAGAAAAUGUCAGAGCCCUGAAUUUACAUUAAAAGAGGAAGUAGAGCUGGAGAUGAAGGAGGUCCAACCCUCCUCACCAGAUAACUUUGCAAGUUGCUCAGCAGACUUUAGAAAACAAGGCUCUGACUCAGAUGAGGAUGACGCUGUGCCCUGUCAAACCCGACAUCCCAGGGCACCACCCCAUCUGGAUCUUAGCCAACUGAGGGCUAGCGAUGAACACAGCUCUCCUGAAGUCAUACUUAAAGAUGGCCUCUAUGAAUCCGUCAACCCAGGUGGCGGAUCAGAGCUCCACAUAGAGGAAGGGGAGAGCUUUGACAGUGCUGUGGAGAACAUCCAGAGCUCUCUAAGAGAGAACAACCCUCUUAAAAUAAAGGGGUUGAAGGUCAACCUCACCAAAACCUCUGCUGAAGGCCCGCUAACACCGCCCAGCACUACCUCUCCUGGAGACAUCAGCUCCAGCAUCCUGGAAGACGACUCCCCGGAAGGAGAGACGUCACCGCUCAUCCCCAGUUCAGAGGAGUUGCUCCCAGUCACCGAGGAGGAUACCUGCCCGUUGUCCCCUAAGAGGCUGGUGGUGGACACCCCACCCGGCGAUGAAGAUCAAUCCACAGAGAACCACGAGGAAAAGCAUCUGAUGGAGGUGGCGGGCGCUGCAGUUGCACCCUUGUCACCCAAGACAGCAGCACAAAAUUGCACCCAAGGUGUGGUUGGGGCAGGUGAAGAAGUCAAGGCUGACAGCAACCAAAGUGGACACAAAGUAGAGAACCACAUGUUUACAUCUGAUAUCCACCUGAUACCCGGGGAUGGCAGCCUGUCUCCGACCUGUGAAACCAGCAUGUGACUGUGAGAGAAUCUCUGAGGGACAAUAGACCCACUGCAACCUCAGCCUGGUGUGUGGGAGAGCAGGGAGAAAAGACAAGGAUGCAGUUGUAGUGACAGAUAUUUUUGCAUGGCAUGACAAGUCCCUUUUACUUGUGUUGUUGUGUAUUGCUGAAAAAGUAACUGCAGUGCUUUGUGCAGAUUUGAGAAUGACUUUGGGACAAACAGUGGGCUCAAAGAGGAGGCUCUUGAGAAACAGAGGGAAUUCAUCAACUUAUGUAGACACUUUGGUCCUCCAAAUGUACAUAAUGACAGUCUCCUUUUUCUAGCAAAAGAAAGAAAUGCACAGAGGGACUAAUCUGUAAAAAGCAUGCAUUUAAAAAAGACAGAUAUUUUACGGUGCUUAGUUUGCUGAAAGCGCUCCACUGUAAAUAAUAGGACAUCUAAGGCAAUGACAAUGCACAGAAUGGCAAAGGAAAACUGUCACUGUAGGUACAAAUAUUUGUAAUGUGAAAAAGGAGGGGUGGGGGGUAAAAUUGAGAGCCCUCAGACUGGGAGUUGCAUCGUAGCGACCUAUAAAAAAAACAUAUCAUUACCUUUUGUGGAAAUGCAAAGUGUUCCCAUGACGACCCUGUAAUGUUUUUUCGUGUGAAAAAUGAUGUAUAAGACUGUAACGUUGACAUUAUUGCUUUUGGUUUUCAUAACGACUGUUGAACUUUCAGUUGAGCAUCUGAUAUUCCGUCUUUGAAUUAAUAACGGUGGGCAAGGAGGACAGAAACACCUUGAUUCCUCUAAAUGCGCCUGAAGUUGCCAAAUACGUAUGUAAGCAGUAAGGACAGGAACUAUCAGAUACUACCGCUGUUGAAAAUAUUUAUCAUGAGGUUUCAGAAGUAAGGACAUGGCUUAAGAUGUUUUUUUCCUUGUCCUGCCUUUUGAUACCUUCCAAAUCGCAAAAGUAUAUAUUAUUUACUCUCCGACUUCCGAU